Molecule: messenger RNA, 2837 nt
Organism: Bacillus rossius redtenbacheri
Lineage: Eukaryota; Metazoa; Arthropoda; Insecta; Phasmatodea; Bacillidae
Exons: 2
Coding region: 162-2168 (668 amino acids)
Cellular component (GO): membrane
Molecular function (GO): ligand-gated monoatomic ion channel activity
Source: RefSeq, a predicted model, not a curated record
ACUGCAGCUCGUGGUUACGUGGCGAGCGCGCACACAGAGUUCUGGCCCGAGGCGCGCUCGUCAGACAGUCUUCGGGGGAAGAGCGCGACAAGUCAACAAGUGAACUGACGAUCCUGCUGUGAAAAAUCAUCUCCCAUCGCAACACUUAGGACGCCAUCCAGAUGAAAGGACCAUCGUUGAUUGAAACAACGUUAAUAUUUCUGAUACAGCCCAGCAAAGCGCUGUCGCUGAACUAUGAGAUCAUCGAGGGUGGAGGCGACGUGACGUUAGAAACGGUAGUUGAUUAUGUGAAUCAGGUGUUUCACGAGCAUCUGGAGAUGGAGAGCAGUUUACUUCUGGUGAACUACGACUCCUACGCGAGGGCAGAUGUGGUCAACGACGUGGUGAGGCACUUGAAUCGCGCUGGGCAACCUCUCGUGACGACUGUGGUUUCUUCGCGCUCCGAUCAAGACGACGGACCAUCUUCCAACGCAAGCACUCUCACGGGAUAUUCUCGCGCGCCCUCCAUAGCUUUGUACCGACACGAAAACGUGGAAAACAGUAUUUCUUUCGUAACUUUCAGGGACACUUACGAGGAGAAAUGUUUCGCUGACGAGGCGUGGGCUCGGACGCCGAUCUGGAAUGCCAAAGCGCGUUUUCUCUUGGUUGUCACGUCUCCAGUUGAAGAAAACUUUACCAAAAUGACUGGAAUGUUCCGGGACUGUUGGAAAACAGCAAAUUUGCUCAACUUGGCAAUAAUUUACUUGCAGCUUCAUCCCACCAAAUUUGCCCGUGAACGUCACGUCAUUCGCUCCAAGACAUUUAAUCCGUUUGUACAUCCGGAUGGUGUGAUGAACGUUACUGCUGGGACCAGAAGCAAACGUGAGUACGGGAUGUUUCAGGAUAAGUUAAAAGAUAUGCAUGGCUACGAGAUACCUGUCUUCCUGAAUCAUUCACACCCGUUCUUGACAGUAACACAAGAUGGAAGCAAGAUAGCUUUCGAUGGUCCAGAUGGACAAAUCUUCAAUCUACUUUUGGCUAAGCACAAUUUCACUCCAGUAUCUUCAACUAACGAGAAGAGACUGGAAUAUCGAAAAGGAGUGUCCAUGAAGCUAGACGAAAAACAUUACUACAAGAAUGCCUUGAUUGCGAAUGAAGAGGCUUUGCUACCUUUUAACUUCAAGCGUUCAUGUUACCCGUUUUAUCAGGACUACAUAGCAGUUAUAGUACCCAAGGCACUGCCUCUUCCCAGAUACAUGAACGCGAUACUACCUUUCACUGACGGCAUAUGGACACUGUACUUGCUCUCGUUGAUUUCAUUGUCUGUAGUUUGGCCAGUUUUGAACCAUUUUGGUAAGCUCGAAACAGUUCAUAUAUGGAACGCAGCAUUUGAAACAUUCCAGCUUGUCAUCACCGGAGGAACCAAAGUGAAGAGGCGUUCGCUUGUUCAGAGACUCUUCAUCGCAGCGUGUUUGGUCUUCUCUCUCGUAAUGAACAAUGCCUACCAGGGUUCCAUGACAAGUCUCCUGACCGUGACGUUGUACCAGCCGGAUCUCAACACGUACGAGGAGAUCCUCGACUCUGAUCUACGAGUCGCUGCUUUCUUCGACGACUCCUUCGUGGAGGAGAGCUCCGAAGGACUGGAGCCGAGCAGUGAUUCGGACGACCCGGACGAUUUCCAAGCCAGGAUCAUCGAGAAGCUGGAAUUCAUCCCGGACGAUCACGAGGCUCUGCGGAUGGCCGCCACCUACAGGAACGUCUGCAGACCCACCUACAGGUUCGUCUCGGAGAUGCUGGUGGAGCACGAUGACUACUACAACGGGGAGGAACCUCUCCUGCACAUCGCGGAGGAGAACUCGUUUCCUCUGCUGGAAGUCUGGUGCCCGCUCGACAGCGACUCCAUGUUCCUGCAGGCGUUGAGCAGCUUGACUGGGAAAGUGGCCGAAGCGGGGAUGAUCAACAAAUGGAGAAGCGACAUGCAGUUCCAGUCGUUGAUUUCCACCGGGAGGCGGAAAAAACAUUACCGCGGGCGCAUAAGGCUAUCCAUGCAACACCUCCAGGCCGCGUUCUUCAUACUUGGAUUUGGAUUCCUUUUAGCUUUCCCGGUUUUUUUGAUGGAAAUGAUUUCCUUACAAAAAUCUGUUAUGAUGAAACGUUUCUUCUUGAACCAUAUUCCUGAAACCUCGUAAAUGCAGUGCUGUUUUCAAUCUAAUAUAAUUUUUUAAAUAUGUAAGAACUUAUGCUGCUUAAAUUUCUGUAAGUAUGGCUUACAGCGAAUUCAUCAAAUUGACAGUGUAAUUUAAGGUUAAUUACUGUACACAAAUGGAUUCUAAUGUACAUUAAUUUCAGUUUAGAUUCACUUGAAGAUCCGUGGUGUAAGGAAAAUGAGAAAAAGGGAAAAGAAGAUAAAAACAAAUGUAUUAAAUAAGGAUUUACAACAACCACGGGAAUUUAUGUCAGUUACAUAAUACGCAAACACUUGUGUUAUAAUUUGAGAAAAUAUUUAAUUUUGCUAUACUUUUUUGUAUUUAUGAACAGUGCUUUUUUCUUAAUUUUUGGAAGGUUAGUUACCAAUUUUAUUAUUCCUAGGGAAUUUUUUUUUUACUUUUAUAUCUUAUAUUAGUGAAUUUUCCCAAAAUGAUAAAUGUACAAAGUUUUAUUUCAAAGAGUUGUUAUUAAUAAUUUAAGAAAACCAUGAAACUUUAAAUAAUCAUAAAUAUGACAAUUUAUUGGCUCUAUUGCAGUACGAUACAUGUAUAUACAAUUAAGUUGGACUCAGUGUUAGAUUUAUUGUAGUGUGUCAAGACAUAACAUGUAUUUUGGUACCAUGUUCCGAUUACAGAAAGAGAUCGCAAAAA